ACGUAGAUGCUACAUUCCCCCAUCCGGCUGUGUGUGUGCGUGUGGCUUGUUACUGUAAAGGUUGGUAAGGCUAUAGCAACUAAAGAUGAGUGGUCUAUGCCCAGGGGCGGACUGACAACUCAUGGGCCCCUGGGCAAUAGGGGAUCAUGGGGCCCUUGUGUCCUUGCCCAAACUCAAAAGGCCUAUGAAAAAGGUACCAGGGGCAUCUCAUGGGGCACCCUACUGACCCCAGGCUCUCGGGCAGUGCCCAAAUUUCCAAAUGGUCAGUCCGUCCCU
Staurois parvus is the source of this 276-nucleotide messenger RNA. Lineage: Eukaryota; Metazoa; Chordata; Amphibia; Anura; Ranidae. The record is from the annotation of a GenBank genome assembly.